Molecule: messenger RNA, 258 nt
Organism: Rangifer tarandus platyrhynchus (Svalbard reindeer)
Lineage: Eukaryota; Metazoa; Chordata; Mammalia; Artiodactyla; Cervidae
Source: the annotation of a GenBank genome assembly
AUGGUCGCAGGCGUGGACAGCGCUGUCUUGGAGGAAACUACGCUGACCUUGGGGCGCAGGAUUUGGGGGCCCCCCACAUACUCCCGAAUCUGCAGGAAAAGCAGCACCGCUUCCCCUCGCAGCCUGUUUCCUCACAGAGCGGAUGGUGAUUAUGAAGGACGGAGCUCUGAGAAUGAAGCCUUGGCAUCACUGUCAGUCGUGCCAUACAGACAUCACGGCGGCUGUGCCACUGCAGGAAGACUGUGUGCCAGAGCGUGA